GCCACCAUUGCCCGACUAGUUCUUAAUAUGCCAUCAACUUCACAUUUCAUUUGUUAGCAUAUUGUUUGCAAGGUCCUAUCUUGAGUGAGGGGCCAACAUAGCGUUUCUUACAAAACAUUUAGAUCUUGCUUUGUUUCCAUUAAUAUAUAUGUAAUGGUUAAUUUUUUUUCUUUUCUUUUUCUUUUCUUUUCUUUUCUUUUCUUUUCUUUUCUUUUCUUUUCUUUCCUUUCCUUUCCUUUCCUUUCCUUUCCUUUCCUUUUUCUUUCCUUUCCUUUUCUUUUCUUUUCUUUUCUUUUUUUUUAAGACGUGGCUUUACCAUGUAGCCCUGGCUUGCUAGAACAUCAGAUUCUCAUCUGUGGUUGCCUCCUGAGUUGGUAGGUUUAGAGUAAUGGUUAAAAUUUUGAGAUAUUAUUGCUCCCACUUAGUCAAGGUGUUAACUGCUUUGUAUGUUGAUGAUUUGAAGCAGAAGCAAAAGGAUAGGUGCAAGUUCUGGGCUAGCCAUCCUCUGCAGUAAGACCUUGUUUUUUAUUGCCAGGAAUGGUGGUGGUACAGAGGCAGGACCUUUAAUUUCCCACUAGGAAGGCUGAGGCAGUCAAAUAGAUCCCUGAAUUUGUUGAAGCCUCCCUGUCCUGCAAAACCAAGUUCCAGGACAGCCAGGGCUACACAGAGAAACCAAUCCUAUCUUGAAAAACAAGACCCCUACCCAUCACCCCCUUUUAAAAGUAUAUUUCCAGAAAUCUCAUUUUCAAGUUUUUUCUAGGAAGACCAUUGUUCUUGGUAUUUACUCAAAUUUAAGUCAAAAUUGAGUGGCGAUAGAGGAGUAGCUUGCAUGUAACCUCAACAUACAGGACACCAUAGUAAAUCCAGAAUCCAGAGUACUUUGAUAGAAUAAAAAAAUUCAGGUACUGGAAAUGGAAAGAUAGCAUAGCCCCUGAAGAACAUUUGUUUCUCUUAUCCAGAACCUGGGUUUGAUUUUUUUUUUUCUUCUUUUUCCAAUGUCCAAAUGAUAUUUUCUAACUCCUCUUUUGAAGGAGAUUGGCUGAGCUCUGCAGGCAUUAAGUAGCAUUUGCAGUGCAUAUACAUAUCUACAGGUAAAAUAUUCAGACUUUAUGAAAUAAUAGGGGGCUGGAGAGAUGGCAUAGGUUAAGAAUAACCUGGUUCAAUUCCUAGCACCCAUAUGGUGACUAACAACCAUAUGUAGGAAUGUAUUGGUAGGAGUCACGCAUGUGUACUUGAAUACAAAGUAUGGGUGCAUACAAGAUACAUGUGAAAUUAUAAAAUCUUAAAAAUAAAAAGGAAAUGUUUAAAUAUUAAGAAGUUUUGAUUCCAUAGUACGGCAUCUUUAAGUGCUGUUUUGUAAUUUCUCCUUAAAAUAUUAAUGGUGGUGUUAGGCAUUUGUUCCCUGAAACUGCCUACAUUCAAAGUAUGGUAAUUGUCCCUGCUAGAGCCACUCUUACACUCAAGUUUCUUAGCUCCAUUCUCCUCUUACAUCUGUAAUUCUCCAUCCUAGAAGCAGUGUAUUGUGGCUUUUAGAGUUUACAGUAGCCCCCCCCCCCUUUUUUUUUUAAAUAAAGCUCCUGUAGAAAGUUACAGGAGACCUGGUAAAGUGUUCUGUGGUCUCCUGAGGAAUCACCCAUCCUUUUCUGAUAUGGUAUGGAGGUCUGUUCAGAGACCCCUGAACCUAUUUAGUUCUAGCCCGUGACUGACUAUUAUGGAAAAGAGUUAGAGGGCAACGGGGCUCAUGAUCUGUGUUUGUCCUACCGUUUUAGUUGUAGUUUCUUUAUAGCAGUUUACACAACACAUGCAUUUCUCCGCUGCUAUGGGGGGGAGAGGUACCAGCCAAUCUAAAUAGAAUUUUCAAGUCAAUUGACAGAAGGUCUACUGACAAUACUUUAAUCAUAAACAUAAGUGAGCUUCAUAGUUUGACUACAUUUGUCUUAUUUUCCAUUGUUACUAUAGAUUUCUUAGUUCUUAAGACAUAUAUGAAGGUAGCAAGCAAUAGACCAGUUGGUGGUGUGUGUGUAUUUGGGAUGGAGGCUGGAGGAUAAGGACUUCUUACAAGGUAUUAGCUACAUAACCAAUUUGAGGGAUAGCUUAUGAGACAUGAUCUCAGAAGAAAUUCAGUUUGUAGUUUCAGUGUAAUGAAUGUGUUCUACUUUUUCGUAAUUUGUCCAUUUGGUUACAUUCAUUCAUUCAUUUCUUUAUUUAUUUUAUUUCGAGACAUGGUUUCUCUGUAUAGCCCUGGCUGUUCUGGAACUCACUCUGUAGACCAGGCUGGCCUCGAACUCAGAGAUCUGUCUGCCUCUGCCUCCCAAGUGCUGUGAUUAAAGGCGUGCGCCACCACGCCCGGCAUUUGGUUACUUUUAAUGUAAGCCUAAAAGAUAUGGAUCUAUGUCAGUAUUAAGAAUUUUUUUUUAUAGUAGCGUAGGCUUUGUGAAAUGAACAUAAAGGGAAAUAGAUAUAGUAAGUUAAUUUAAAAAGUCUUCGUAGUUAGAAGAUGGAAAACAGUGUCUUCGUUUUUUUUUGUAGCCCGUGACUUACCUUUGGUAAAUACAAACAGUGCUGGAGUAACACUUAAUUGUUUGUUAGCUUCUUGGCCUUUAUUUACUAUAUUUUAGAGUAGUGUGUUGGACUUGAAAUGUAGUACCCAUUGGGUCAGACUUCUUAGUUUAGACCCAUUUCUGAGAAACUAAGUGCAGUAUGUAUAUAUUGGUACAUGUCUUAAUUUCUAGGUGAGAUCAUGACAGGAAGAAAUGAUUGACUUCCUGAAUUGAACUAAGUAUAGCUAGUAUAGGACUGAGUUUUCUCAGUGAUUUGAGUGCUUGCCUAACAUGCACAAGACCUUGGCUAUGAUCCCACUCCAUUCCCAAGCACCAGAAAAUACAGCUAAAAAGAUGGAUCUGCUAUGGUUGCAUACCUGUAGUCCCUCCCAUCAUUUGGGAGGCGGAGACAGCCAGGACACAACUUACAGGCAAGCCUAGACUCUUCAAGGUCUAGUCUCAACAAAAAGGUACCUGUAAAGUUUGAGGUGAACCUGGCUACAUAUUAUCCCUUUUUCCUAACCCCUUUUAAAAUCUGUCUGCCUUCCUAGUGCUGGGAUUAAAAAACAGCAUGCCUCCAUACCAUCUUUUCAAAAAAGAUUUAACCCGGUUUCAGCCCAGGCUGACUUGACUGUGUCCCUCACCUUUGUGGUGGUGGAUGACCUGGAUCUCCUGAUCCCAGUACUUUGGAAGUGUUAGAUUUACAGGUGUGAGCUAGUGCCUGCAUUUUGUAAGUAUGCAGUAUUUUUAGUGAGACACAUAUAUGUGUACAAUUUAUGCAAAUAACUGUGAUGUGUGUGUGUGUGUGUGCACGCGCGCACACACAUCCCCCCCCCCCAAAUCUUGUAGCUCAGGCUGGUUUUGAACCUAUUGUAUGUAGUCUAGGCUGGCCUUGACAUCUCCUGAGUUAGCCUUGUGAAAUGAUAUGAUCUGUACCACUAGGGAGGUAGUGGUAGAGAAUCAAGAGUUUUAAGGCUAGCCUGUGCUACAAAACCAAACAAAACAUUGAUUUUAGAAUACAAAGUACCAUAUUAAGACUUCAUAGGUGCGCUCACCUCUGAAGCUGACUUAAACUCACUUUUCUGUCAGUGUAUAUCUUUUUUCUCUCUUACGGUAAGAAACUGAACACUAGUGAUACAUGCUAAGUCACAAACCAGUUAAUUGAAGAAGGUAUUACAUUCAACUACCUAAGUGCCACACAUAUUUAGGUAAGUAAUACAAUACACCAAGAUUUUUUUCCUAAGACCUAAGUAGUAGUACUCUUGGUAGAAACAACCUAGAUUUCUCUUUCUCAGCCAUGGGGUCCUCACAGAGGGCCUUAAACAUGUAAAAAUUAUGUCUGUGCUGUCCUACAAGGCUCAAAUUUUCAUUUAGUACUGUUUCACUUCAUAAUAUGAAUUAUUUAUCUACUUUUGAUGACGGGAUUUAGAAUCUUAAGAUUAGGUGAUUUUUUAUUAGGUGUGGUCUCCUGUAACCCCUGUCUGGCCUGGAAUUCAGUAUUCCAGGGGAUGAUCUUAAACUGCUUAUUGAGAACAGAUAGCAUCUUGCUUUGUAGCUUUGGCUAUGUUGACCAGGCUGGGCACUGCCUCUUGAUUGUUGGCCACCCCUCAACCCUUAUUCAUUUUUUCCCUCUAUGUGAGGAUAGCUUUGUAAAAGUCAGUUCUCUUCACCAUGUUUGCUUCAAGAAGUGGUCAGGCUUUGCCACAGUCACCUUUACCACUAGGUGUGAGUUUCUGAGCUUUCUGUCUUCAAGUGCUUUGGCACAUACAAACACUUGAACUCCUCAGUCACCAUACUAGGUUUAUUUGGUGGUAGGGAUAGAACCUAGGGUUUGAGUUAGGCCUACUUGAACUAACAUACUCAAAUUUGAGUUUUUAUAAGCAAGACUUUGGGGAUUGGUAGCAUUUUUAUAAUGGACUAUUUCAAACAAAGGAAAAAAAUGAAAUGAACUGCCAUUUAGCUCCAACAGAUUUUCAGUGAUGGACAUUUUCCUAUACACUGCAGAUAGAUAAUUUCUAGAUAAAUCUUAAGUCUUACUACCUCACAACUGUUUCUAGGAUUUGUCUGUUGAAAACCAACUUCUUUUUUUUUUUUUUAAGAUUAAUUUAUUUAUUAUAUGUAAGUACACUGUAGCUGUCUUCAGACAAUCCAGAAGAGGGAGUCAGAUCUUUUUAUGGAUGGUUGUGAACCACCAUGUGGUUGCUGGGAUUUGAACUCCAAACCUUCGGAAGAGCAGUCGGGUGCUCUUACCCACUGAGCCAUUUCACCAGCCCCACCAACUUCUUAUUAAUACCUUCCUGUAACAAUAUAUGAAAUGAACCCACAGAAGCCAGAAUUAGCUGCCUGACCUGUGUACAGGAGCCAAAUUCUACCUAGCUUUCUGGAAAAACAGGAAGGUGUGCAUAUGGUUUUCUUUGAAUCCCUCUUUCAUUCUUUUAAAAUUCUUUUUUCCUCAGCUCCCCAAAUGUUGAGAUAAUAGGUAUCUGCAGUGCUACCAUUCAGCUCCAAUUCCUUUAUUUUGGAACAUCCACAGAUUGUACAAAUAGAAAUUUGUGGUCAGUGUUCAUUUGUGUCAAGAGCAUAGGAGGAAGUAGCUGAGCUGGUCUGGAGUCUAUGUACAGCAUUCCAUUCAAGAGGCUGGAGCAGGAAGAUUGCAAAAGCUUUUUGGAAAAAGCAAAAUUGGGAGUUCAAUUUUAGCUUAAAAGUUCCAUAUUGAGUUGGAGCUCAGUAUAUGGAGCUCAAUCACCUCUACAUAGUCUCAAAAAAUAAUCAAACAUGGGCCAUACAUUUCAGGUUUUGCUUCAUUUUGUUUUCUUUUUCAAGUCUCUUGAUGGUUAAGUCCUACCUUGACUUUACUGGAAAGAUUAGGUCAUUUCUCAUUUUAUCUUGUCUCUUUAGUUCUAAACAUUUCUACACAACUUUACCAUGAAAGGUUAUUUAAGAUUAUUUUUUUUAAGCCUAAGCAUUUGCAGCUAUCACCAGCUUUAGUUUCAGGUUUCUCUCCUCCAGUUUUUGCAGAAAAUAAACUUUAGUAACAUUUUAAAGUAGUUAUGUAUAAGAGUGCUUGCAGUGUUUUCACUACAAGUGUGCUUAGGUCAGAGGACAACUUUAGCCCCUUCUCCUGUGGGUCUUUUGGGGGUUGGUACCCUCAGGUGUCAAGCUGGGUGCCUACCCAGCUAAUGCCUUUCUUUCUGCAUCUUUCUGGGUCCUUAAAACAUAGGCCUUUGAAAUAAUCUAAUCAGUUCUCAAUCUAAUUGCUUUGAAUUAAAAUACAUUUUGUGAUUGCCUCUUGGGUACAGACUUUAUAAGGUUCAUUUUUAUACAUGUGGGCCAAUUACAUUCAAAAGUCAAGCCCCCCUUCCACUAUGUGGUCACUGGGGAACCAAACUUAGGUUGUCAGCUUCUAGAAGUCAAGGGCUUUGGGGGAACUCAAGAGGAAGCCUAGGCAGGCCUCUGCCCCCGGAAUGCUGGAAUUAAAGGUGUGCACCACCACACCCGAUAUUAAUAUAUGUAAAAAAAUGAGACAAGGCCGGAAUUAACUCGUACACACUAUAUACACUGGUAUCGGCUUUAGAUCCUCCUGCGUUAAGCCCCCUGAGCGAUUAAGUGCGGCCACCACGUCUGGCGGAAGUUUUUAGUUUUUUAAAGUUUAUGUUUCAACAUGGAAAAUAUCCUCGAGCCCAUGGUCAAAAGAAAAAAAGCAAGUAUUGGGUGUCGGCAGGUCUUUAUCCUGUAGCAUCCCAGUGCUAGGUGAUUCGGUUUUACUUUGCUGCGUCUUCAACGCCUCAUUGCGCUCCCCUUUCCAACUGUAGCUGUAGUCUGGACUUUGCUCAGGUGGCUGGCUCCUUUACCCAGAACUCGGCGAGAAGUCUUCCCCUUUCCUUCCCCCACUUCCGGCGCCGGCCAAACCCACUGUUCGCGGGCCACACCUGCAGGCACGCUUUUCUCAUUGGUGACAUAUUGGCGGGCCCGGCAGGGCACUUCCUUCUCUGCACCCCGUGACCCCAGUCCGACUGCCGCUGUAGAUCACGCGGCUGCAGCUUCCCGGACUCCGGACCCGAACGCCCUUUUCGGCGUGGUUGAGAACAAAAAGAUGCACCUGGACUUUCCCCGGAGCCCUCUGCGUUUUUAAGGCGUCGGGUGGAGUUUGAGUUCGUAAGCCGCGUUCCUUACUGAAUAUAGAAGUCACUUCUACCUUCCUCCCCUGGAAAACUUGUUACCUUCCAUUAAGUGUUUCCUACAGAAGGCAUCUGUGGUGGUUCUUUAAGCUACAAAAAAUUGCCCAAGCUUGUGUGACAUCAGCCCUGUCAAGUGUCCAUGAUGCUGGGCCCUGAGGGAGGUGAAGGCUAUGUGGUCAAACUCCGUGGCCUACCCUGGUCCUGCUCAAUUGAGGACGUACAAAACUUCCUCUCCGACUGCACAAUUCAUGAUGGGGUCGCAGGUGUUCAUUUCAUUUAUACUAGAGAAGGCAGGCAGAGUGGUGAGGCUUUUGUUGAACUUGAGUCAGAAGAUGAUGUAAAAUUGGCUCUGAAAAAAGACAGGGAAAGCAUGGGACACCGGUAUAUUGAGGUGUUCAAGUCACACAGAACCGAGAUGGAUUGGGUGUUGAAGCACAGUGGUCCAAACAGCGCCGACAGUGCCAAUGAUGGCUUUGUGAGGCUUCGGGGACUCCCAUUUGGAUGCACAAAGGAAGAAAUCGUUCAGUUCUUCUCAGGGUUGGAAAUUGUGCCAAACGGGAUCACACUACCUGUGGACCCGGAAGGCAAGAUUACAGGGGAGGCCUUCGUUCAGUUUGCCUCACAAGAGUUAGCUGAGAAAGCUUUAGGGAAGCACAAGGAGAGAAUAGGGCACAGGUAUAUUGAAGUGUUUAAGAGCAGUCAGGAGGAAGUUAGAUCAUACUCAGAUCCACCUCUGAAGUUUAUGUCUGUGCAAAGGCCUGGGCCUUAUGACAGGCCUGGCACAGCCCGGAGGUACAUUGGCAUUGUGAAACAGGCAGGUCUGGAUAGGAUGAGGUCUGGUGCCUAUAGUGCAGGCUAUGGGGGCUAUGAAGAAUACAGUGGCCUCAGUGAUGGCUAUGGCUUCACCACUGACCUGUUUGGGAGAGACCUCAGCUAUUGUCUCUCAGGAAUGUAUGACCACAGAUAUGGAGACAGCGAGUUCACAGUGCAGAGCACCACCGGCCACUGCGUCCACAUGAGAGGGCUGCCCUACAAAGCAACGGAGAACGACAUUUACAACUUCUUCUCUCCACUCAACCCUGUGAGAGUUCAUAUUGAGAUUGGUCCUGAUGGAAGAGUGACGGGAGAAGCUGAUGUUGAGUUUGCUACUCAUGAAGAAGCAGUGGCAGCUAUGUCCAAGGACAGGGCCAACAUGCAGCACAGAUACAUAGAACUCUUCCUGAAUUCAACAACAGGGGCUAGCAAUGGGGCUUAUAGCAGCCAGGUGAUGCAGGGCAUGGGCGUGUCAGCUGCCCAGGCAACUUACAGUGGCCUGGAGAGCCAGUCAGUGAGUGGCUGUUACGGGGCCGGCUACAGCGGUCAGAACAGCAUGGGCGGAUAUGAUUAGUAUUGUAGGAACAUUUGAGUUAUUUCAAUCAGAAAAUUUCACAGGCAGCCAAUAAGCAGUCAAGAGCAGUUUAUAACUCUAGAGGAAGCUGGGGGACCCACUUUGCACCAUGAGUUUGUGAAAUCUGGAUUAAAAAAUUACCUCUUCAGUGUUUCUCAUGCAAACUUUUCUUCUAGCAUGUAAUAUUGAGUAAACUAAAACUAUUUUCUUCCGCUUUUCUCAAUUAACAUUUUUGGUAGUAUACUUAAGAGUGAUGUUAUCUGAGUUAAGUAGUUUAAGUAUGUUGAGUGGAUCUUUAAGCACACCACAGUGAACACACUGGGGAUAUGUACUUUUCUGGAGAACCCAAAGGUGCUAGAUCCCUGAUGCAAAAGAGAAGCAUUUCUCAUGUUCAUUCUAGUUAUAUUUUCAUUUAAAAUCUUUAGGUUAAGUUUAAGCUUUUUAAAAGUUAGUUUUGAGAAUUGAGACACAAUACUAAUACUGUAGGAAUUGGUGAGGCCUUGACUUAAAGCUUUCUUUGUACUGUGAUUUCCUUUUGGGUGUAUUUUGCUAAGUGAAACUUGUUAAAUUUUUUGUUAACUAAAUUUUUUUCUUAAAAUAAAGACUUUUUCACAAUGA
Molecule: messenger RNA, 8723 nt
Organism: Mus musculus (house mouse)
Lineage: Eukaryota; Metazoa; Chordata; Mammalia; Rodentia; Muridae
Gene: Hnrnpf
Product: heterogeneous nuclear ribonucleoprotein F
Exons: 4
Coding region: 6858-8105 (415 amino acids)
Biological process (GO): regulation of RNA splicing
Cellular component (GO): nucleoplasm; catalytic step 2 spliceosome
Molecular function (GO): single-stranded RNA binding; nucleic acid binding; RNA binding
Source: RefSeq, a predicted model, not a curated record